Molecule: messenger RNA, 714 nt
Organism: Suillus plorans
Lineage: Eukaryota; Fungi; Basidiomycota; Agaricomycetes; Boletales; Suillaceae
Exons: 4
Coding region: 1-714 (237 amino acids)
Source: RefSeq, a predicted model, not a curated record
AUGCAGGGUCAGACAAGCGACCAGCCAGUUGGUCUUGACACAGAUCAAAUGAAAAUUCACACCAAUUAUCAUUUUACACAGUCUAGCCUAACCUUUACCCUUGGCGAACUCUCUGCUGCUUUGCAGUUGAUAAGGGACCAGAAUGACAUCUUCAAUAGUCAUGAGGAUGACGGUCCUGAGCCCAUCCCCUUGCCUUGUCUAGAACAUGGAGCCUGUCCUGCAUGUAUUUUGCGUGCUCAUCGUCACAAAUGCUAUGCGUGUGGCACGAAGAUCCACGAAACUGUCUGUACCAUCCACAUGACUACUCAGUUUUCCGCCAAAGAAGUUGCCAUUAGUAACUGUUCUGAUCUCGAGGGGGUACCUGAAGAGAAGCUACUGCUUCUUUUCAACCUUUUUCUACCAACCACCACUGCAACACUACAACCUCUCAAAAUUAUGCCUCGUCCUUCUAUUCAUAAGACCAUCGAGGCAAAACUGCAAGCAAGUCGUGAAAAAAACCGACGCCAUUAUGCAAAAGACAGAAUCUUAAGCCAGCGGAGAGAGCUUCGUAUUCAAAAGGACACGGGGCCAUCAGAGCUCCAGAAAGCCGUUGAAAUAUUCUUACAUCACCAUGACUCAGAUGAAGAGGAAGAUCAAGAUGAGCUGGAGAUGUCAGACGAUUCCGGCAAUGUUGAGGAGAACGAUGACGACAUGAUACCAUAUGUCAUCUUAUAA